This is a messenger RNA of Carassius carassius (crucian carp), 2526 nucleotides long. RefSeq names its product mucin-2. The annotation marks the transcript as partial. NCBI's taxonomy places the organism in Eukaryota, Metazoa, Chordata, Actinopteri, Cypriniformes, Cyprinidae. The transcript has 5 exons. The record is from RefSeq and is a predicted model, not a curated record.
AUGGAUGUGACAUUUGGAGACCAAUUAGCUAAUACCGGGGACAUAGAAAAUACUGUUUUGGAAGCCAAAGCCCCUCUUAAUAUCACCAGCGUAACACAAACGACACAAACAACUGAACCUACAACUGUGGUCACGUCAAGCUCUCCUACAACUGUAACGACACUUCCAACUACUGUUUCUCCAACAGAAACAACACAAACAGCUGAACCUACAACUGAGAUUACGACAAACUCACCUACUACUUCAACUUCACGUCCAACUACUGUCUCUUCAACAGAUUCGAAACAAACAACUGAACCUACAACUGAGAUUACGACAAACUCUCCUACUACUGCAACUACACUUCCCACUACUGUUUCUUCAACAGAAACGACACAAACAACUGAACCUACAACUGUGGUCAUGACAAACUCUCCUACUACUGCAACAACACUUCCCACUACUGUUUCUACAACAGAAACGACACAAACAACUGAACCUACAACUGAGAUUACGACAAACUCACCUACUACUUCAACUACACUUCCCACUACUUUGGAACCAUUAUUUAAAAAGAAUUUCCCCUCCUUCAAAAGUCUGGUAGUUAUUAAGUUCCGUCCAGGGUCAAUCAUCACUGACAUGAAGGUGACAUUUGGAGACCAAUUACCCAAUACCGGGGACAUAGAAAAUACUGUUUUGCAAGCCAAAGCCCCUCUUAAUAUCACCAGCGUAACACAAACGACACAAACAACUGAACGUACAACUGAGAUUAUCACAAACUCACCUACUACUGCAACUACACUUCCAACUACUGUUUCUACAACAGAAACGACACAAACAACUGAACCUACAACUGAGAUUACGACAAACUCUCCUACUACUGCAACUACACUUCCAACUACUGUUUCUUCUACAGAAACAACACAAACAACUGAACCUACAACUGAGAUUACGGCAAACUCUCCUACUACUUCAACUACACUUCCCACUACUGUCUCUUCCACAGAAACAACACAAACAACUGAACCUACAACUGAGAUUACGACAAACUCACCUACUACUGCAACUACUCUUCCAACUACUGUUUCUUCAACAGAAACGACACAAACAACUGAACCUACAACUGAGAUUACGACAAACUCUCCUACUACUGCAACUACACUUCCAACUACUGUUUCUUCAACAGAAACAACACAAACAACUGAACCUACAACUGAGAUUACGACAAACUCACCUACUACUGCAACUACACUUCCAACUACUGUUUCUUCAACAGAAACGACACAAACAACUGAACCUACAACUGUGGUUACGACAAACUCUCCUACUACUUCAACUACACUUCCCACUACUGUCUCUUCCACAGAAACAACACAAACAACUGAACCUACAACUGUGGUUACGACAAACUCACCUACUACUGCAACUACACUUCCCACUACUGUCUCUUCCACAGAAACAACACAAAUAACUGAACCUACAACUGUGGUUACGACAAACUCUCCUACCACUGCAACUACACUUCCAACUACUGUUUCUUCAACAGAAACUACACAAACAACUGAACCUACAACUGAGAUUACAACAAACUCUCCUACCACUGCAACUGCACUUCCAACUACUGUCUCUUCCACAGAAACAACACAAACAACUGAACCUACAACUGAGAUUACGACAAACUCUCCUACUACUUCAACUACACUUCCCACUACUGUUUCUUCCACAGAAACUACACAAACAACUGAACCUACAACUGAGAUUACGUCAAACUCUCCUACUACUGCAACUACACUUCCAACUACUGUUUCUUCAACAGAAACAACACAAACAACUGAACCUACAACUGUGGUUACGACAAACUCUCCUACUACUUCAACUACACUUCCCACUACUGUCUCUUCCACAGAAACAACACAAACAACUGAACCUACAACUGUGGUUACGACAAACUCACCUACUACUGCAACUACACUUCCAACUACUGUCUCUUCAACAGAAACAACACAAACAUCUGAACCUACAACUGAGAUUACGACAAACUCUCCUACUACUGCAACUACACUUCCCACUACUGUUUCUUCUACAGAAACAACACAAACAACUGAACCUACAACUGUGGUUACGACAAACUCUCCUACUACUUCAACUACACUUCCCACUACUGUUUCUUCAACAGAAACGACACAAACAACUGAACCUACAACUGAGAUUACAACAAACUCUCCUACUACUUCAACAACGCUUCCAACUACUGUUUCUUCAACAGAAACAACACAAACAACUGAACCUACAACUGAGAUUACAACAAACUCUCCUACCACUGCAACUACACUUCCAACUACUGUCUCUUCCACAGAAACAACACAAACAACUGAACCUACAACUGAGAUUACAACAAACUCACCUACUACUUCAACUACACUUCCCACUACUGUUUCUACAACAGAAACAACACAAACAACUGAACCUAUAACUGAGAUUACGACAAACUCUCCUACUACUUCAACUACACUUCCAACUACUGUCUCUUCCACAGAAACAACACAA